Coffea eugenioides is the source of this 2355-nucleotide messenger RNA. Its product is annotated as cell cycle checkpoint protein RAD17. Gene Ontology annotation, biological process: mitotic DNA replication checkpoint signaling; DNA repair; DNA damage checkpoint signaling. Gene Ontology annotation, molecular function: chromatin binding. The transcript is spliced from 12 exons. Bases 240 to 2072 code for a protein of 610 amino acids. Lineage: Eukaryota; Viridiplantae; Streptophyta; Magnoliopsida; Gentianales; Rubiaceae. The record is from RefSeq and is a predicted model, not a curated record.
GAAUUCGGCAUUGCCUUCUUUACCAAAUCAUGCUAGGAAAGAAGUCGAACUAUGCUAGUAAAGCAAUCGUCUCCACCUGCAGUCCCCAGUUAAUCCCAUUUCCGAUGCCAAUUUUUCUUUAUUUGUGAACCCAUCGGAAAUCUUGAAUUCAUUUAUUGGAUGCCAUAAGCAUUCAUCAUCUGUUGUCAGCGACAUUUAUUUUCUGCAUUCAAGUUAGGGUUUUUAUCUUUCCGGUGGCUAUGAAGGGUAGGGGGAAGAGAAACGCUACGAUUGUAAUAUCAUCCUCCGAAGAUGAUGAUGACGAUAAAGAUUUUUCAUUGAAAUCGGAUUUAAGUUACUCAAAACCAGCUUCAGUUCCUCCAACUAACCCCAACAAGAGGGCAAAGAAGGCUUCCCUCUCAAAAUCUGGUCCUCGGCCGCGUAAAGGGCCCUUAACUAAUGAUUUUGAUGAAAUUAGACGGUUUUGCGAGGAGUUUGAUGAUGGGAUUAAGGGAUUCAAGGUAUCUACUGGGAAUGGAAUGAGCAGGGAGUUAUGGGUUGAUAAAUACAAACCCUGUUCAUUGGAAGAGCUCGCUGUUCACAAAAAGAAGGUUGAGGAAGUAAAAGUUCUGUUUGAAGAAAGAUUGACUGCCUCCAAGGAAACCCUCUGUAAAAAUGUUCUUCUGUUCGUGGGACCAGCUGGAGUUGGGAAAUCUGCAACUGUUUAUGCAAUUGCUUCUCAUUUUGGAGCUACAAUAAGUGAAUGGAACACACCAACUCCCACAAUAUGGCAAGAGCAUUUGUACAACUCUAGUUCAGGAUUAAGGUACACUUCAAAAUUGGAAGAGUUUGAAAGUUUUGUCGAAAGGAUAAGGAAAUAUGGAUUCAUUUCUUCAACUGUGGGCCCAAGAUCUCGAGUUGUACUCUUAAUCGAUGAUCUUCCAGUGGUAAAUGGAAAAGUUUCUUAUGGAAGACUUCAUAGGUGCCUGCAUCUUCUUGUGCAAUCAGUAUGUGUUCCAACAGUCAUAUUGAUGACCGAUUAUGUCAAAGCUGACUCCACUGACAAUAGCAUGCGCUACUGGGAGGAUCUCCAUGUAUCUCUUCAGGAAGCUGGGGCUUGUAAGGUGUCUUUCAACCCUAUAACUGUUAAUUCCCUGAAGAAAACUCUUUCAAGAAUAUGCAAAGAAGAAGAAUGUGAAUUGAGUGCUGAACAAAUUGAGCUGCUAGCAAAAGCUAGUGGAGGUGACAUCAGACAUGCGAUUACAUCCUUACAGUAUUUCUGCCUGAAACCACAUCAACUACCUUCUUUAUGUUUGUCAGAUGGUUCUACCCCUUCUUUAAGAGAAAGAACAGAUGGUCUGACUGAUUUAUACAUCGAGCCUUCAUUGUCAUUUGGCAGAGAUGACACGCUUUCUCUGUUUCAUGCACUGGGGAAAUUUUUGCACAACAAAAGAGAGAGUGAACCCUCCAUGGUGUUGGAUAGAGAUACGACUAAUUUGAAGGAGAAAUUUGUAAGGUUGCCUCUGAAAAUGGAUUCUCCAGAAUCUAUCCUUCGUCAAGCACAUAGCCAAAGUCGUCCAAUUGCUGAUUUUCUACAUGAAAAUGUUCUAGAUUUUGUAAAUGACGAGGCUAUAGAUGAUGCCUGGGUUGUGGCAUCAUAUCUGAGUGAUUCAGACGUGUUGCUAGCUUCAGUCAAUGGAAGGAUGGCUAGAAACUUUGAGGCUGAGAAUGUUGUUCAGUCAGCUGCUGCUUCAGUUGCUGUGCGAGGCGUGCUGUUUGGGAAUUCCCAUCUGGCUCCCACUAGGUGGCAUGCUAUUCGCCGUCCAAAGCUUUGGCAGGUCGAGCAAUCUUUGUGGCACUAUAAGCGUCAAAUGGUAAGCCAGCAACGUGAUGCUAAUAAUGGGCUAAACUUGUAUGAUCUGUCAGUUGUUGCUACGGAGAUUAAACCUGCCCUUAAGCGGAUAGGAAAUAAAGCAUCUGAAGAUUUUGAAGCUCACGAAGCAUCCCCAGAACACAUGGCUGAUGACUUGGAUGGACUUAUUUUGGAUGAUAAAAGUGAGAUGACAAGUGAGGAUGAAAUAGAAGAUUGGUAAACUUUGUCAAGCAACCGGUGAAUCUCUCCGCCUCAACACGGCGUUCUUUUUGUAAAUUAUGUAAAUUCUAGUAUCAAGAUGUAAUAGUUUCAUUGUGAAGCCUUGUUUUGUCCGGCAAUUCAGGGGGGUCAUCAUUUUGUGCAUUCUUUAGCUCACCCAGAUUUUGGUCAUAUGUAGCUGAAAAAAUUGCUACAUGGUUUGUAAUUGUAGAGGCAACCUUCGACUACGCGGAAUUAUGCGUCCUGCUACCUAUUUUCUUCAUCCUGAAAACAGCAAUUUUUGC